UUUCUCUAGAAGCAACUAUGGCGGCCCAUAGAUCCAAAGACCAUCUUCUCAGUUGUUGGACCCGACUCUUCGGCUUCGGUCAGUAUUCUCAAUUUUUGCUGCGACUCCUCUCUUCUCCUCCUACUCUUCACCUUCCUCUCAUCAACUGCUUCUGAUGCUCUGCAAACUCAAAUCCCUUCCAUUUCCACGGCGUUUCUGAGGUCUGUUCCUUCUCAUCUCUCAUUCCCAUUUUGAUAUUUUCCCCAUUACACCCGUUGGACAGUUGCAGAACUUUCAAUUUUUCACCAUUUUUGUUCAUCUUCCGUUUCCAAUCUCGAGGUUGAAGUUUCCCCCCUCGAUGCCUUGAGAGCUCCCUGUUUAAGUUCAUUGUGGAUUAAUCUUCUUUGUGCCAUCUAAUUCAUUGUGGAUUCUCUCAAGGGUUUGAAGAAAGCUCAUGCGUUUUGGGGUUCUCAAAAUUUGUGGGGAAACGCACUUCUUUGUUCACGCCAUUGCUGUAAAAUGUUUGAAGAAAGUAUUUGCCGGUUUUAGGGUUUAUGUUCUUCCAGGCAAUUGUUCGUUGUAGUAUUCUGAAGUCUUUCUUGUAAGGAUUCCGGGGUCCUUUGUUUCGGGAACUAAAAGUUUGUUGGAAUUGGAUGUUUGAAGACUGUUAUAAUUUAGGGUAUUUUGGCUGUGGAUUUAGGUUCCGAUCUUGCCAUGGAAAUCUAAGUUAUACAUUCCUUCUUUGAUCAUAAGCCCAGUGUUAUCUUUCUUUUUUGAUUUGAGAUCUACCACUGUGGGCUGAGAAAUUGUGGUCUUAUGUUUCUUGGGCAAUCUUGAUGAACUGGUCAACAUUCAAUAGCUGGUUAAUUUCAUGCAUUAGUUCUUGGGAUGAACGGUUCUGCGUCCUUUGGCCAUUGUCAUGCUCUUGUAAUUAGCAUUUAAGUUGAGUUUAGGUUCUUGUUAAUUGUCUUAGACUGAUUCCGGCCAAAAUGAUGGGACAUGGUAACUGUUUUGUGGAGUGGAAGGAGCAAUUUGUUUCGCAAGAACGGGGAAAUCGCGUGGUUCAUUAUUUUUUGAAGGAUUCUGCUGGAGAGUCCAUUCUUGCAGUUGUGGGGACUGAGAGAAGCGUCAGACACAUGUUUUAUGUUGUUGCAGACGAGUUUUUGAAAGUUCAUGGGAAGGAAAGUUCUGUCCAUGCUGGUUUCAAAUGGAGAUCGAGGAGAGAGGUUGUGGAUUGGCUUACUUCUAUGUUAUCAAAGCAACAUUCUCCUGGGAAUCAUUCUGUUUUUAAUGCAGAGCCUUGUGAAUGUGAUGCAAUACAAACAUUGGGUUCUCUUCAAUUUUCACAUAGUGGAGUAGUUAUUCCACACUCUGGUGUUGCAGAUGAUAAGGUUCGCCCAUCUAGGAAUGCCAAGGGGCUUGCAUCAGAUAUUGUAUGGUCUGGUGCUGCAUGGACUUGUGGUAAAAGACUCAAGCAUUACCCAUCAUUUUGCAGGAACGGGACUUCAAUCAUGGUACAAUCUUUUGUCUAUGUCAUGGCCAAGGGAGCAAAUCACUAUCUUGCCUACCUGGAAGACAUGUAUGAAGAUAGGAGGGGUCAGAAAAAGGUGAAAGUGAGGUGGUUUCAUCAUAGUCAGGAGGUGAAAGGUGUGAUCACAUUACGAAACUCUCACCCGAGAGAAGUUUUCAUCACACCGUAUGUUCAAGCCAUUAGUGUAGAAUGUGUUGAUGGUCCUGCCACAAUCUUAAAUCGUGAACAUUACGAAAAUUGUGUCAAUGCCUUUCCUCAGGAUGCGCUGUCCAAAAUUCAUCUGUGCUACAGGCAGUUCAAAAGCAACCGAUUAAAACCUUUUGACCUCAGCAAAUUGCACGGCUAUUAUGAUCAGCCGGUCCUCGCUUAUUUGAGUCUCAAUGUAUUGUCAAAAUCUGAGCCUAUCUUUGAUGGCUUGAUUGGGGAAGAAGAUGAAGAUUUGGACCUGGAAAAUAUUGCUAGACCAAAAGUGAGAAGGAUGAGAAAUGCUAAAGGUUGUAGAACAUUUGAGUUAGAAAAUGCAAAAGUUAGAAAGUCUGGUAGUCGUCGACAUAUGUUGACUUACAAAUCUUGCCAAGAGCAUAAUUACAGCUUUUUAGGUGGCAGGUUUCUUUCUCAUAAACAUGUUUUGCACGAUUACACCCCAGCAUUUGAGGUUGAUGAGAAGAUAGAAUUACUGUGUCAAGAUAGUGGAAUUCGAGGCUGCUGGUUCCGAUGUACGGUCUUGUAUGCAUCACCAAAACAGAUUAGAGUACAAUAUGAUGAUCUGCAAGAUGAGGAUGGCUAUGGAAACCUUGAGGAAUGGGUCCCUGCUUACAAAGUUGCUCUACCUGAUAUACUUGGCAUGAGGCACCCUGGCCGCCUAAUUACAAGGCCAGUACCACAAGAGCAAAUAGAGCUUGCUCUUGAUAUUGGUGUUGCAGUCGAUGCAUGGUGGAGUGAUGGCUGGUGGGAGGGAGUUGUUACUGGCCUAGAUGAUUCAGGCAAUGAAGAUGUGCAUAUUUACUUUCCAGGUGAAGGCUUAUUCUUGAACAUACAUAGAACCAAUCUCCGAAAAUCGAGAGAUUGGUUCGGGGGUCGCUGGAUUGAUGUUGAGGCGAAGCCCUCAAUACUGUCGACGAUAUCUGAUCUUAAUAGUGCAGACGACAAGCAUUCAAAGUCCGUUUCCCAUGUCGAACCCAACAGUUCGGCUAACGUGAAUGCUGGUACUAAUCUUAGUCAAGUAAAAGAGGAAGUACUUGAGGAAACUGCAUUAGCUAGUCUCGAAAUGCUUCGUGAGUUAAAUGGCGGGAUGAAGCAAGUGUCAUCAGAACUAGAUGACCAGAGUGAGGAUGAUGGAGGAGGUGAUAAUACUACAAAUAGUGAUAGUGAAGAUGAAAAUGAUGAGAAUAGCAAUUGGGUUAAUAAAUCAGAAAUGGAUUCCAUGGAAACUUCUGAACAGAACUGUAGAGAGGAAGAAGCAGAGGAUAUGGAUAUGGAUACGGAAGCUGUAGAUGUUUAGAAAAGUACAGUUUAAGUUUAGUUUAAUAAUUUAGUUGCAGUGUUGGUUUUUCUAAAGCAAUUGCACACUGCUGUGUUUAUUUUAGGCUGUUGUAAAUAGUUGGUUGGUAGGGUGGUGGAGAGGAAGCUAACUUCUUAGAUUGAUUUCUCUUUGGUGUUCUUCCUUCAUAUAAUGUAUAGAAUUGAGGUCAGUUACCAUAUCAGCAGCUGUCUUAAGUCCAGAUUUUUUAGGUUUAGAUGAGUCAAAUCUCCCUCAAGCCUUGUCUCAAUCAUGUAACAAAACUAUCUUUGGCUGGUGGAUUACUUGUUUGUCUUGUUUUUCAAGAACAUAUAAUGUACAUCAAAAUAGAUCAUUCUAAGUUUA
Molecule: messenger RNA, 3374 nt
Organism: Momordica charantia (bitter melon)
Lineage: Eukaryota; Viridiplantae; Streptophyta; Magnoliopsida; Cucurbitales; Cucurbitaceae
Product: Agenet and bromo-adjacent homology (BAH) domain-containing protein
Molecular function (GO): chromatin binding
Source: RefSeq, a predicted model, not a curated record